CUCAAAAAAAGCUAUAUUCGGAUAUUUCCGUCCAUAGCAGUAAUUCUGUUAUCGUUCCUCGGCCUUGUAAUCGAGUCUUAUAUCAAGCAGAAAGUGGACAGUUCUGGAGAAGAUGCGGAAACUGUUAAAGCAGCAGUUGCGGAGAAAUGCAUGGGCUUGUUCGAGGAUAUUUUGCAGUAUCACAAACAUCCGAAAUCGGUGCUGUUGGAUGAUUGCAAUGAUUAA
Messenger RNA from Gongylonema pulchrum, 225 nucleotides. The record is from the annotation of a GenBank genome assembly. NCBI's taxonomy places the organism in Eukaryota, Metazoa, Nematoda, Chromadorea, Rhabditida, Gongylonematidae.